AUGGAUUUUCCUGCAUCGAGUUGCUGUGCCUUCAUUUGUCCUCUUCACGACGGACAGACGCUGGAUCUGCGCAAGUUCCGCUUCCGGGACCAGCCUCGAGCUCUGCUCCGAGCGUCUGUUCUUGCGCAAAACGAGUCCGAAACUGGCGCGAGAGGCUCGUCAGAAGAGGCGAUUGACACGAUCGGAGCUCCUCCGGGUGUCUUUGAAGAAGGCCGAUAA
Molecule: messenger RNA, 219 nt
Organism: Protopolystoma xenopodis
Lineage: Eukaryota; Metazoa; Platyhelminthes; Monogenea; Polystomatidea; Polystomatidae
Source: the annotation of a GenBank genome assembly